UUGGUCUUGAUGUAUUUUGUCAUGUCAACCAAACAUGGCGGCCGACCUCUUUUGGCCUUUUAUUCUCACGGGAAGGAAUACACGCCACUAUUUAUGAUAAAGCCCACUAUCUGUGCAUAUUUUACGCUGGAUUACAUUUGGUCGUGAUCGAAGCAAAAAGACACGGUAAACGAGUCGAUCCAUACUUCUGCUCAAAGAGGGACAGACUUACAGGCUUUGGAAGGGAACUUUUGAAAGUAUCAAACCAAUGGAGACCUCAAGAUCCGAAUUUUGGCCACUUAUACUUGCCCUGUCCGUUGGCGUACCUUUGGUGUUCGCGGUGUGGGGAUUGAUGGCAUGGAAAAGGGCAAAAAAUGCAAUGAAAGUACUGGAAACUCUACCUGGUCCAAAGAAAAGCUUCUUCUUUGGAAAUGCUAUGCAGUUUAAAAGGGAUGGUAGUGAUUUCAAUGAUCAGUUGUUGCAAUGGUCCAAGGAGUACCAGGAGAAUGGUUACUUUUGCCUUUGGUUUGGUCCCUUUCACACCAUGAUCUUCACUUUUCGUCCUGAUUUUGCAGAGCUAUUAUUAAGCAGCUCUCGCAACAUUACCAAGUCAUUUCUGUAUACUUUUGUUCAUCCAUGGCUAGGAACUGGACUUCUAACAAGCACUGGCGAAAAAUGGAAGAGACGUCGCAGACAAAUAACACCAACAUUCCACUUCAAAAUUCUGAAUGUAUUUAUUCAAGUGUUUGAAGAACAGUCCAAAAUUCUUGUUUCUGUUCUGAAGGAUGAAUGCGAGAAAGGAAAACUGGACAUCUUCCCUAAAAUAACAAGAUGCGCAUUGGACAUUAUUUGUGAGUCAUCGAUGGGUAAGUCAGUCAAUGCUCAGAUCGAGGGAAACUCUCCUUAUGUAAAUGCUGUUUUAAGGAUGAGCGAGGUACUUCUUCAACGUGCAAAGAGUCCUUGGUUAUGGCCUGAUUUCGUUUUUCAUCUGUCAUCCUCUGGACGCAUACACAAACAUUGUCUCAACAUGCUACAUGGCUUUACGAAUAAGGUAAUUGACGAGCGUCUGUUAGAAAGGAAAUCAUCAGCAGGACAAGAGGAAAGGGAAGUGGACGAGUUCACUGGGAAGCGUAAGAAACGUCCAUUGGCUUUCCUCGAUCUGUUACUUGAUGCCUUUGAUGAUGGACAGAUCGAUAGAGAAGGCAUCCGUGAAGAAGUAGACACAUUCAUGUUUGAGGGCCACGACACCACAGCUGCAGCCAUGACAUGGGUCAUCCUUCUGUUGGGUCAACAUCCUGAUGUACAGAAUAAAGCACAGCAAGAAGUUGACGAAUUCUUUGAAUCUCGACCUGAACAGCUUACUGUCGACUCUAUGAAGGAUCUGAAGUAUCUGGAGUGCGUUAUUAAGGAAAGUCUUCGUUUGUAUCCAUCUGUUCCAUUCUUUGGAAGGAAAAUAACCGACGACUUUGUCAUUGACGGAGUCGCAAUCCCGAAAGGAGAAACAGUCGUAGUGGCUCCCAUGGCUUUACAUCAUAACCCAAAUGUCUGGCCAGAUCCUGAGCGAUUCGACCCAGACAGGUUUUUACCUGAAAAUAGCGAAGGUCGUCAUCCAUACGCUUAUGUACCCUUUUCUGCGGGACCUAGAAACUGCAUCGGGCAACGUUUUGCUCUACUUGAAGAAAAGGUCGUGUUGGCCAACAUUCUCCGUCACUUUAACGUAAAGUCCGAGCAAUCACGUGAUCAAAUCAGGGUUUGCGCUGAAUUGAUUACAAGGCCGCAGGAUGGAAUCUUUGUUACUCUAACCCCACGUGACAAUGUCUGACUCUUCAUGCUGUAGACCAACCCCGCUUAUGAUCCUCUCCCGACCCCCACCCUCUCCCUGUUGCAUGGAGUGGCUAGAUUUCGCAUUUUUCGGAUAAGGCUUCUCAGCCAAUCGUUUUGGGUAAUUCCCGUAACCAUGGAAUCCAUUGUAUUCGCCAAGUGACGUCACUGGAUGGAGUACCCCUCUGUGGCCUAGUAGCAUAAUGAAAAUUCGCUAAAAUUUGCCCACCCAAAAAUCAUUACGAAUUAGAAACUCAUAAUAUAUGCCCUUACCUUUACACUAAACACUGACCUAUUCAUGUCAUAUAUAUGUUCAACCAUGCAUGGAAUUUGCCAACAAAUGACCCCGUGCUUCUUCAUUCA
This is a messenger RNA of Actinia tenebrosa (Australian red waratah sea anemone), 2163 nucleotides long. Its product is annotated as cytochrome P450 4V2. Lineage: Eukaryota; Metazoa; Cnidaria; Anthozoa; Actiniaria; Actiniidae. The record is from RefSeq and is a predicted model, not a curated record. Gene Ontology annotation, molecular function: iron ion binding; monooxygenase activity; heme binding.